UGUCUUCUUCUUUUUUUCUAACUUGCUCGUACCAACAAAAAUCGAGAAAAAAAUAAAUAAAUCAAGGGGGAGAGAAAAUCGCGGAGGAAGACAAAUUGGCCCUGAGAUUUUCCAAAUUUCUAGAGAGAGAGAAAGUAAGAUUAGUUUAUUUCAACGUAAAGUUGUAAGAGAGAGAGAGAAAAGAGUUGUCUUAUUUGUUUUAUUGUUAAUUAAACGUUGUCGCCAUUUACGCCAUUGAUUGAUUCAAGUUAAGUGCGUUGAAUCAAACAGAGGUAUCAAACUUGCAUUUCAAAGCUCUGAUUUUAAAUUUAUUUACCCAUCUUGUAAGAGUUUUUUUCUGGUACUUAGCAGUGUUUGAAUUUCACUUCACUAGCAAGCAUUACCCGUCGGAUCUUGAACGAAAUGGGUGAUACAGACACUGAUAUGAUCCACACACUCCAUUCUCCAUUCGGCAAACAGCCUCAGCAGCUCCAAUUAAACCCUAACCUCAUCCAAUUCUCCAGUGACAGCGCCAAACGAGUCGGUGUUCCUCCGACUUCUCCCUACUCUCAGAUCCCGACGACCAGACCACAACCUCAUGGAGCUACUCACUCACGCUCAAUCUCACAGCCUUCCUCUUUCUUCUCCUUCGAUUCCUUGCCUCCCCUAAGCCCUUCUCCCUUUAACAACAGCAACAACAACCAGCCUUCUUCGCUGUUGCCUCCUCCACCGUUCACGAGGUGUAACUCCGACUCUUCUAGAGUCGUUUUGCCUCCGAGAAAGUCUCAUAGACGCUCCAACAGCGAUAUUCCCACUUCUAUCCCUCCAAGACCGUUGGAGAGAGGGGAAUCUCCUGAUUGGUCAAAUCACACUCCUCCUUUCGUCAAGAAGGAGUCGGGAGAAGACAUGGAUGACCUCUUCUCGGCGUAUAUGAAUCUUGAAAACAUCGAUGCCUUGAACUCCUCUGAAGCUGAUAUGGAGAGUAGUAGAGCAAGCGGGACCAAGACUAACGGUAGUGACGACACGGAGGGAGAAAGCAGCAGUGUUAAUUACGAGAGUGGCGGCGAUCGUAACAAUAGCUUGAAGAGAAGAGCCGGAGGAGAAGGAGACAUUGCUCCUACGACAAGACAUUACAGGAGUGUUUCGGUUGACAGUUGUUUCAUGGAGAAAAUGUCUUUUGGUGAAGACUCACUAAAGCCUCCUCCUACCAACUCGGUUGAUGGUGGCAUCGAGUUUAAGAGCGGUGAGUUUAAUGCGGCGGAGAUGAAGAAGAUCAUGGCUAAUGAUAAACUAGCAGAGAUGGCAGUGUCUGACCCUAAGCGUGUCAAAAGGAUAUUGGCGAACCGUCAGUCUGCAGCGAGGUCAAAGGAGAGGAAGAUGCGGUACAUUGUGGAAUUGGAACACAAAGUGCAGACUCUUCAGACCGAGGCUACUACAUUGUCUGCUCAGUUCACGCUUUUGCAGAGAGAUAUGAUGGGGUUGACAAACCAGAACAAUGAGCUCAAGUUUCGUCUUCAAUCAAUGGAGCAUCAAGCUCAGCUUCGCGAUGCUCUGAGUGAAGCACUGAAUGGGGAAGUCCAGAGACUGAAACUGGCAAUUGGUGAGACCAGCCACAACGAAUCUGAUAGAUCAAAGAUGCAAUCACUCAACGCUGAGAUGUUCCAGCAACUCCACAUCAGCCAGCUAACACAGCAGCCACAGUCUCAGCAGAACCGUAAUGGAACCAUGUCAGCAAAACCGGAAUCAAAUGAAUUAUAGAGCAGAUAAGUUGUUGAGUUGGUGGCUGGAUCAAAGGGUUGGAGUCUUUAGUUUUCAAGUUACAGAUCAAUGAAUCAAACAUUAUAUUUUAUUUAUUUAUGUGCAGUCUGUUGGCAUUACAUAUAUGGCGCAAGUUCAAAAACUAAUAAUUUUACAGUGUUUUAUUCAAUUUAUGGUAGAUAGAAUAUGGUUGUAAACUUGUAAUGGAUGCUUCAAGGUGGGUUUGAGCUUCCGACAGGGAUUCUCUGUUUGUUUUUUUAAGUUUGGAUUCUGUCUC
Molecule: messenger RNA, 2014 nt
Organism: Brassica napus (rape)
Lineage: Eukaryota; Viridiplantae; Streptophyta; Magnoliopsida; Brassicales; Brassicaceae
Product: bZIP transcription factor 29
Exons: 4
Coding region: 403-1737 (444 amino acids)
Biological process (GO): regulation of DNA-templated transcription
Cellular component (GO): nucleus
Molecular function (GO): DNA-binding transcription factor activity
Source: RefSeq, a predicted model, not a curated record